This is a messenger RNA of Aspergillus niger, 600 nucleotides long. RefSeq lists its product as uncharacterized. The record is from RefSeq and is a predicted model, not a curated record. NCBI's taxonomy places the organism in Eukaryota, Fungi, Ascomycota, Eurotiomycetes, Eurotiales, Aspergillaceae. The transcript has a single exon. Bases 1 to 600 code for a protein of 199 amino acids.
AUGCGGCCGGAGCUGAGGCGUAGUCUUGUCCACGAACACGACACGUUCCUAGGAUAUAGGAUGUUAUCCAUCCUCACGGCAGAUAUAAACUCAGCAGCUGAACAGAUUCCUGUCAUGGCUCAUCCUGUCGGCUGUUAUCAUUCAGACCAUACAGACCACGAGCUCCCUUGCACUACGGUUAUGGCGACAAAACCAUCGACAGCCCGAAAGGAAGCAUAUAGAUGGCGACGGUGGCUUGACCAUCUGAGCGAGUCUCCAAGCUCGACCAACCACGCCAUCCAGAGCCGUUACGUUGAUAUGCUGCUAGAGACGGAGAGAAUACCCAUACUGCAUAAUCUGAUUGCAUCCAGCUGUACCUGGCUUCUCCUAGCGGGAUUCUUGGUCUUCCCAGGCACAUUUUCUACGCUGCAAGACACCGCGCUGGUUGAUGGAUUGAAGGGCCGGAGACGGGAUAAUGAGAUGAUAUCUGAUGCUAUCGAGAACCCCCCUCUCCUUGGCCUAGCCGUAGCGUCAUGCGCCCUCGGUACCGCUGGCUGCGGCUGGCUUUGGUGGAGGUGGCGGUCGAAUCUCAUCUGGCCGACGCGCCAGAUUUUCCUGUAG